Messenger RNA from Penicillium diatomitis, 1254 nucleotides. Its product is annotated as DHHC family palmitoyltransferase. The coding region runs from base 1 to 1254 and encodes 417 amino acids. The transcript is spliced from 5 exons. Gene Ontology annotation, molecular function: protein-cysteine S-palmitoyltransferase activity. Gene Ontology annotation, cellular component: Golgi apparatus; endoplasmic reticulum. Gene Ontology annotation, biological process: peptidyl-L-cysteine S-palmitoylation; protein targeting to membrane. The record is from RefSeq and is a predicted model, not a curated record. NCBI's taxonomy places the organism in Eukaryota, Fungi, Ascomycota, Eurotiomycetes, Eurotiales, Aspergillaceae.
AUGGCGACCGCCGCGCAAAAACGUGUCAACCUAGUGGUGUCACGGAUCAUCCCGCCCGUGCUCCUGGGAGCGGUCGUCUACGCUACUUACGCCCUUACGAAGACACUAUGUAUUGACUACCUCAUUCAUCCGAAACCUUCCUAUCAUCAAAGUCCGCGGGUCGGCGCUGGCGCCGUCAUUCUCGUCCUCUAUUACCUUCUUUUAAUAAUGAUGGUCUCGACAUACACCAGACUAUUCUAUAAUGUUCUCAUUCGUCCCGGGUACUUGCCCCUUGGUGCUGAGCGCGUACGGGCCGAUGCGGAAUCCGAACACAGGCACGAGAAGUCAAAAGCAGACGUAGCGGCGGACGAGCAGCAUCGCACCGGGCUCAAUGCGCCGGACGUCGACAUCGAGCAGGGGAUACAUGACCACGCGGGAGGGAAAGCAUUCAAACUGGACCCUUCCGGCCUCGAAGCCUUCUAUACGAAAGAUGUAUUCGUGUGUCAAGAAGAUGGUCGGCCCGCGUAUUGCUCUACGUGCUGUCAGUUCAAGACUGACCGGGCGCACCACUGUCGAGAAGUCGACCGAUGCGUGCGCAAGAUGGAUCAUUUUUGUCCAUGGGUGGGAGGUGUUGUGUCUGAGACCUCCUACAAAUUCUUCAUACAAUUCGUCAUGUAUGCUGCUGUCUAUUGCGUCUUUUGUAUGAUUGUCUUUGCAUACUUCGUCGCCGAGAUUCGUCGCAAGACUGGUGGCGUCAAUCCUCAUUGGGCGGUCGCUAUUGGACUAAGCGGCCUGUUCUUCUUUUUUUCGGGCGGAAUGUCACUCAGUUCCGCGCAACUGGCCAUGUGGAACGUGACGACUAUUGAGAAUAUCAACCGCAACUCUGCCGUCUGGACCCUGGCCAUCCGUGUCCCUGAUCAUCUUCUGGAACAGCUUUGGUCAACCGAGUCCUCCUGGGCCCCGACCUUCCGUACAAUAUCCUACCCUCUCCAACCGCCUACUUCGCCUUCUGAACCCCACACCAUCGACCUUUCUUCCGAGAAGCGUCAUGUCUUUGCCAUCCUACAUACGCAGCCGGGCGAGAAUCCGUAUGACCUCGGCAGCAGUCUCAAGAAUCUGCAACAAAUUAUGGGGUAUAGCCCGAUCGACUGGCUUCUCCCACUGAGGCACAGUCCCUGUGCAGAUCAUUCUAGCUCAGAGAGCGCAUUUGCCCUGGGCCCAGUGGUCACUCGUUUGAAACAAGAAGCCGGGUUGAUCCCGGCCCCGGCUCUGUGA